Rhopilema esculentum is the source of this 4997-nucleotide messenger RNA. RefSeq lists its product as uncharacterized. Gene Ontology annotation, biological process: positive regulation of DNA repair; multicellular organism development; cell differentiation. Gene Ontology annotation, molecular function: protein tyrosine phosphatase activity. Gene Ontology annotation, cellular component: nucleus. NCBI's taxonomy places the organism in Eukaryota, Metazoa, Cnidaria, Scyphozoa, Rhizostomeae, Rhizostomatidae. The record is from RefSeq and is a predicted model, not a curated record.
UGUGAAAGCUGUAAUCCGAAAUUAGGGGAAAAAUAUGCGGGCGAGCUUGAGGGAGGUGCGAAAAGAGGAGGUGGUUAUGGGAAAUUAAACCUCAAAAUUUCUAAAAAUUCUGCUACCUAUUGUUCUUUGCUUACAUAAUAUAACUCCAAAGUAUGUGAUUUAACCCAUAGUCCUUUCCUCAAUUGCUAUCACUAGGAUUUGUGUGAAAAAAUAAGCAGUUUUUUACUGCAUUGUCAAAUUGCCUUGGUUUGUAUCUCAUCUCUUGGAAACUCACCAGUAACCAUCCUCCAAAAAUACCAACAAAGACUUUUAAUCUGGGGGUAAACUCUAUAAAGCACACUGGCUGAGCCACUUCCUCUGAUUGGUUAAAAUAAUGUCAAUAAUAGACAAUACACUUGACAUAACUAACAUGGUAGCUUCGGACUACUCGAAAUUGUGGCAAAGAUUUUCAAACUGAUUGUAGCAUUAUUUCGAAUACUGUGACGCAUUACGUACCAACUACGUUUCAGGAUCCCGAAAAGAGCUGCAGACAGUUUGUGGGAAAACUUUCUUCGCCACAUAAUCAGAGGGCAGUCCGUGGGACACUGCAAAGAGAGCCAGAGCGACCAAGACCUUGCUGCGGUUUUGAAGAGAGUGAAAGCUUGCUGGCAUCGACGAAAUCGGAGUCCGUUCGGUGUGCGCCGUUAGAUGAAAUUCAAGCGAACAGCAGUCUGUGAAUUGCAUUUCCUGUCGAGUGUCUGCCGUUGCAAUCACUGUAAGGCGAGCAUACUUUGUUUGUGCUUUCUUGAAGCUUUGUAAUGACGUUAAAGGAGAUCUAAACAUUGGUUAAUCCGCCAUUUCUAAUGAAAGUUCAUGGUUGCUAUGGCAAUGACUGGUCUUCAGGCUGAGCAAGAAUCACUAGCUUCGCCACCCCCGUCCAAGCGAUUGCGCUCCGUUGGAAGUACAGAUGAAAAUGGCAAUGUUUUUGAAGAUGACUGUAAUAUCAAAUCAGAUCCGAUCGAGCUGACAAGAUCCUUGGCGAAUCCACAAACGUCCUUGUCUGAAUUCUUAAGAAGAAGCCCAGGCCCUGAUACAAAACCGCUGCUAACUGGCCUAGGUGGGCCAAACACUGUUAUUGCAUGCUCGCCACCACUAAUGUUACCAUUGACAACGCCAUUUUGCAGUUCUCAGGCCUCAAAUAGUAUUGUCGGUAGUCCGUUUACGCAAAGCAACUCAUUAUUCUCCCAGUAUCCAAGCCUACUUCAGUAUACAUUUAGUCAGUCCACGUCUGGUUUAAUUGCAACUACGUCAGCAAACGAAGACUCCACUGGCUCAAGUUCUCAGAGAUCUUUAUCUUCUGGGGCCUCUAACCCAUAUAUGUACCAACCACCUGGUAUAGGACUUCCGCCAUACUACUCAUCAACGAGUGAGUCAACGAAUGGGAUGCUAGGAAACAGUGGAAAGCCAUUGGGCAUCCUGCCAUUCCCCCCUCUUCAUCCCCCAAGCUUAAGCUUCCCCCCACAUCCGACUGCUGGCUACGGUAAUCAGACUCUGUUCUCGCAGUUUCGAGAUAGCACCCCAACAACAAUGAAUAACUACUGGUAUGGGAAUUUUCCUCUGACAAAACAGCCAUCCUUUUUAACAUCAUGUGGUACAACACAAAUAUACCCCCCAACGCCACAGACAAACCUGAUGAUGCAGCAGCUGGGUCAAGGGGAUCAGCUAGGGGGUCAAUCUUGCACACCAAUGAAUAUGCCGAACUCUGGAAGACGGGAAAGUGCUUCAUCUCCUGUUUCACAACAUGAUGACUCAAUACCGACGACCCCUGUCUCAGCCAUGGAAGGAAUCACAGGUGACAAUCGCGGAUCACCGUUGAACGAUCAAUACGGACUACAACCAAGUCAUCUUUCCCAGCCUUUGGAUACGAGGCUAAUAUCCUCGAUUCAGGACAGCAGUCGUGUCCUAGCAGAUAUGCACGAUGUGAGAUCUGUGUUCUCAGACGCGCAGGUCAGCCAUAUGCGUGGCCGGCGAACAAGUCGUUCGUCUGGGCCAAAACGUCAAUCACGGAGUCGGAGGUCAAGUUCGGCAAUGUCGGAUCAAGAACAGAACCUUGAGAGAGUGUUUAUUUGGGACCUCGACGAGACAAUCAUUAUCUUUCAUUCACUGCUGACAGGAGCUUAUGAUUCGAAAUUCGGAAAGGAUAACACUGCCACAGUGUCCCUCGGUCUGCGAAUGGAGGAAAUGAUUUUCAAUCUUGCGGAGGAGCAUUUGUUUUUCAGCGAUCUCUCAGAGUGUGACCAGGUUCACAUUGAUGACGUCAUGGCAGAUGAUAAUAAUCAGGACCUAUCGGAUUACAACUUUGAAACGGAUGGUUUUCACGGAAGUAUGGCAGCAGGAGGUAUGGGUAUACCUGGUGCAUCGACAACAAGACGAAGUGGCAUCGACUGGAUGCGAAAGUUGGCGUUCAGAUACCGACGCAUCAGAGAGGCAUACACGAUGUAUAACAACAAUGUAGAAGAUCUUUUAGGCCCUCCAAAAAGCGAUGCGUGGCUAACGCUAAGAAUGGAGCUAGAAGCCCUUACAGACAAUUGGCUGACGUUAGCCAUGAAAAGCCUUACAGAAAUACAUCGAAGGAAAAACUGCAUCAAUGUACUAGUGACAACAACACAGCUGGUACCUGCCCUAGCCAAGUGUCUGCUCUAUGGUCUUGGGAACAUAUUUCCAAUUGAAAACAUCUACAGUGCCACAAAAAUUGGUAAAGAUGCCUGUUUUGAAAGAAUUCAGAAUAGAUUUGGUCGCAAAUCCACGUAUGUUGUCAUUGGCGAUGGUAAAGACGAGGAAAUUGCAAGCAAACAGCUUGGAUUCCCAUUUUGGAGGAUCUCCUGUCAUAGUGACCUUGUCAACUUGAACCAUGCAUUGAAGCUUGGACACCUUUGACCUGUGCCCUUUCGCUUUUCAAAGGUAGGUCAAAAGCCAUGUUUAGGGCUUGUUUGCAAACAUAGGCCUUUAAUGGAGAUUUUUCUCUACAUUGUGAUGUAACAUUUUCUAGUAGCUCUAGCCAAAGGCAUGCAAUCCUCACAAAAAACAAGAGGAAACCUCUCUCUACUGCCCAUCACCUUAUAUCAGUCCUGAACAAAUUUUCAUGUCCAUAAGGUGAUACCCUGGAUAAAACACAAUUAAAGUUUGAAAACAUCAAGGCUUAUUUCUUACCAUGAAGCAAUGGAAUACAAGAACAACUAUGGAAAAAUUUAGAAGCCAUUCUUGCUUGCUACAGAAAACUUGCAAUCCUUUUUGGGUUUUAACUAUAACCAGAGGGUCCUAUAUAAAAGACAAACUCAAUUUUGUAUUUGAGUCAAAAUAGAUGGCCAGACAAAAUGCUUUUGAUAAAUAACAGUCCGGAUCCAUUUAACUUUGUAUUUCUUAAUUUGUUGAAAAAUUACUCCCCUCAGGAUUUCAAUCUUGAAAAAAACUGCCAACCUCCUGAUAAUUUGAACAUCCAAACAUGCUUCUCUUGCCUUUGAGAGCUAAAUUAGCACCAUUGACUUUACAAGCAUCAACCACAAUGGUGCAAGAGAUUUUCCAGGUAUCAUUUUAAACAGAACAGAACGGCCUACUUAUAACUGUUGUAAAAACAAAAAGGUUUUAGUUUAUCAGAAACUAUCAAUAAACACUUCAAAUGGCCACCAAAAGGAAGCUUUAUUCAAUUGCUGGUCAUUUUAUUUUGGAAAUAUUAAAGGUUGUUUCAUAUCAUGUAGGUUUUAUAUCUGGUAGCAAUGUUUAUUUUACUGUUUAACAUAAAAAAUGACUUCUAAAGUGCCUCUUGUGUUGUAAAACUAAAAUAUUUGGCUUAUAGAGGCUCGUGCUUUUCUCGAGGAAUGAAUUAUUUGAUAUCAUAAGGGUAAAUUUUGCUAAAAAGAUGCUUUACAGAUGAAUAUGAGAUAUUGUGAGUAUUUUUUAAUAAACUGAAGGUUUUUCAAUCAGUUUCUGGCUCCGUUUUAGCUACUGUUGUUUAUUCCAUAUAUCUUUGGUUUUCAAUUUAUACAAAGAUUUUAAAUAUUUUAGUAAGGUUUUUAUCUGGAAAGAAAUAGAAGUAUAUUCAUAUUAUUGUGUAUCAUAAAUCUUCAGAAGGUUAAGAUAGUCAAAUAAACUAUAUUUUAAAUCUUUAUAGGAUCGUUUAGUAUUUGGUAAUAUUGGAAACAAAGUUGUUUAGACAUAUUUUUAGAAAAAAUUUAGCCUUCUUCAACCAUAGUAUUAUGUAUUAGUGGAUGUAUAAUUGUUUGUUUCAAAAUGUUCCCUGAGCGUUUUUAGUGGAAAUGUGUUCAAACGCUACGUGUUGUUAACAUCUAGAACAAUCCACAAAAGUAUAAUUUCUUGCUACGAAAAUCGAAUUGAGUGAUUUAAAGUUUUAUAAAUCGUGUGAUUCUUCAGUCUAGAAAUGAAUUAUUAUUUUGAAAUGGUAACCUACUCGUCACUGCUACCAAAUGAGGUUUUGUUGCCGAUUACUGUUAAAAGAUGUUACUAGUGAAAUAGUUCUUCCCUUGAAACACAAUUUAAAAUUGGCCAUGCACUAUCUAAAACGAAUUUUUCAUUAGUAAGUAGUAGCCAAUUGUAUCUAAAAAAUUCAGUUUUUCUCUCUACUCUCAAGUUCCUAAUUGUAGGGGGGGGGGGGGGUAAACUCCAAUUUUCAGAAAUUUUGCAUACCUACCUCCAUUUAUUAACACUCCUCCCCUAAUUAUAUAUUUCAUGUAUAAUAAACAUAAUUUCGUCCCAAUUUAAACAUAAAUUCGGAAAAUAUAAGCAUUUUAACCUAUUAUGACCCCCCAUUUUAGGGUUUUUAAAAAAUACCAACCCCCUCCUUAUUAGACCCCCCUACAAUUAGGAAAUUUAAAAUGACCUGAAAUUGAACAUAAGGACCACAACUUCUUUCUCCUGGGGUCCUUUUCGGGAAUUUUUCUCCUAUCAGCGAGCACCGAAGGUAUUCAAGAGUUUGGUUGUCUGUAACUAUUUUUAGUAGUAUU